CUCUCAUUCCCAGUUUACCUUUAACAAUGGCUGAUGCUGCUACUUCUGCUCUUGUCAAAGUCAUAUUAGAGAAGCUUGCGGAUGAAGCCUUCAAGAUGUAUGUUCGCUCUCAGGGGAUUCACUCCGAGCUGGAAAAUCUGGGGAAAGAACUGUCCCAAAUCCAAGCUGUGCUUCAUGAUGCUUCUGACAAGGAAAUAAAAGAUGAAGCUGUUAAACAGUGGCUCAUUGAUCUCCAACACUUGGCUUAUGAUAUCGAUGACGUACUUGAUGAUGUGGCUACGGAAGCCAUGCGUCGUGAGCUGACCAAGGAAUCAGAAGCAAGCACAAGCAAGGUAAGAAACCUCAUCGUCCCAGCUUGGUUCACAAAGUUCUCACUAAGUCAUAGGUUGUCUCCCAAGAUAGAUGGUAUUACCAUCGAGUUACAGCGUCUGUAUAAAGCAAAAUCUGAUCUUGGUCUGAUUGUGAAAGACGAAAACCGGAAAGAUCCCAAUAGAGGAAACGAAACCUCUUUGCUAGAAUCUUGUGUUGUUGGACGAGAACGCGAGAAAGAGAAGCUGCUUAACAAGUUGUUGGGCGAUGACCAGUCAUCUAAGGAAAAUUUUAGCAUAAUUCCCAUAGUUGGAAUGGGAGGGGUUGGUAAGACCACUCUGGCCAGACUUUUGUAUAACGAUACAAAGGUGCAGGGUCACUUUCAACUCCACGUAUGGAUUUGUAUUUCUGAUGAUUUUGAUAUAUUUAAGAUAAGCAAAACUUUGUUUCAAGCUGUGUCUGGGCAAAAGAAGGAGUUUGAAGAUUUAAAUCAGCUUCAACAGGCUCUUACGGAGCAAUUUAAAGACAAAAGAUUUCUACUAGUUCUUGAUGAUGUGUGGACUGAGAACUAUGACCAUUGGGAAAAGCUAGUGCGCCCAUUAUAUUCAGGGGCUCCUGGAAGUAGGGUUAUCAUGACAACUCGAAAAAUUGAACUACUCAAAAUGCUAGGUUUUGAUGAUCUAGACCUGGUGGAGAGUUUGUCAUCUGAAGAUGCUUUGUCCUUAUUUGCUAUGCAUGCAUUGGGUGUUGAUAGCUUUGAUUCAUACCCAACACUUAGGGAAAAGGGUGAAGCUAUUGUGAAAAAGUGUGGUACUUUGCCUUUGGCUUUAAAAGCAAUUGGAAGGCUACUGAGGAAAAAAACACCAGAAAAAUGGGAUGACGUCUUAAAUAGUAAAAUAUGGGAUUCAAAAUAUGUUGGUGAUCUUUCUGCAGAUUGGAAGGUGAUUUUUCCAGCCCUUAUGUUAAGCUACCAUGAUCUUUCUGCAAAUUUGAAGCGGUUGUUUGCAUAUUGCUCCUUGUUCCCUAAGGACUUCUUGUAUAACAAAGAGGAGUUAGUCUUAUUGUGGAUGGCCGAAGGGUUCUUAAACCAAUCAAAUGCAACCAAGUCACAUGAAGACUUUGGCCAAGAUGAUUUUGAAGCAUUGUUGUCAAGGUCCUUUUUUCAGCAUGCACCUAAUGAUGAAACUUUAUAUGUGAUGCAUGACUUGAUGAAUGACUUGGCCACAUUUGUUGCCAAAGAUUUCUUUCUAAGGUUUGAGAAUCAUACGGAAUCGAGGAAGGAAGCUGUGACAAAGUACCGUCAUAUGUCAAUUAUUUAUGAGAAAUAUGGAGUUUACAAGAAAUUUGAGCCAUUUAAAAGAGCCAGAAGUCUGAGAACAUUGUUGGUAAUAAACUUAGGUCAAAAUGAUCGCUACUGUUUCAAUUCCAGUAAGUUUUUCAUUGACUUACUUCCUCAGGUGCCACUAUUAAGGGUCCUUUCUUUGGGUGGCAUUGAUAUAAGUGAGGUACCAGAUUUCAUUUGCAGUUUGAAGCACUUGAGGUAUCUUAACUUGUCUGAAACCUUGAUCGAAAACCUACCAGAUAAUAUUGGUAAUCUUUUUAAUCUACAGAUAUUGAUGGUUUGUGGAUGUUAUGAAUUGACUAAGUUGCCUAAAAGUUUCCUAAAGCUCAAAAAUUUAAGGCAUUUUGACUUUAGGGGUACUGCAUCGCUCAAGAAGCUGCCCUUGGGGAUUGGUAAGCUGAAAAACCUACAAACUCUCCCCAAGAUCGUCAUCGAAGAAGAAGACAGUGGCUUUGCUAUAACCGAGCUUAAGGGAUUAAACAAUCUCCGUGGCAAACUUUCCAUUGAAGGGUUGUGCAAAGUGCAAAGCAAAAUGCAAGCACAUGAGGCACAAUUAACUCUAAAAAGGCUUACUAAGUUAGAGCUGAAUUGGGGAGAGGGUUCUCAACAUGGAACACGUCAAAAGGAGGUUCUCGAAGAGCUGAAACCUGAUAGUGAAUGGUUGAAAGAGCUUGCAAUUAAGUCAUAUGGGGGAAUAGAGUUUCCGAAAUGGGUUGGGCAUCCUUCUUUUCAUCGGUUGGUUGAUGUGUCGAUAAGUGACUGUAAAAACUGUACAUCUCUACCACCACUUGGGCAACUACCCUCACUUAAGGAGUUGUAUAUAAGUAGCAUGCCUAAUGUUAAAUUCAUAGGUUUGGAGUUUACCGGCACCAACCAGUUAACUUUUGCUGCCUUCCCUUCACUUGAAAUACUAAGGUUUGAAUAUAUGAGCAGCUGGAAGGUAUGGUUAACCAGUAACGAGGUUUUUGAUGCAGUGUUUCCAAGCCUUCGGAAGCUUGAGAUCUUGUAUUGUCCCAAGUUGAUUGAAUUCUCACCUGAAACACUACCUUCACUUGAAAUCCUAAGGUUAUAUAUGCGUGGGUGGAAGGGAUGGUCAAUCAAUGGCGAGGUUUCAGCACUUUCACGCCUUAGAGAACUUCAUAUAGGUAGUUGUUCAAAGCUUAUUGAACUCUCACCUGAAAAACUACCUUCACUUGAAAUUUUACAGUUUCAAAAUAUGUUGGGAUGGAAGAUAUGGUCAACCAACAAUGCAGUUUUUCCUUGCCUUGGUGAGCUUUAUAUAGCAGAUUGUCCCAAAUUGGUUGAUGUCUCAGCUGAAGCACUACCUUUGCUAAAGGUUUUAAAAAUUACUAGAUGUGGUGUUGGUGUGUUGAGAAGUCUGGUUCGGGCAGCUUCAUCAAUUGCCAUGUUGCAUAUGAAAUCUAUUUCAGGGCUAACAUUUGAGGUGUGGAGAGGUGUUAUGGAGCUUCUUGGGGGAGUUGAAAAAGUAAGAAUUGAUGAAUGUGAUGAAAUAAGAUUCUUGUGGGAAUCAGAAGAAGAGGCGAGUAAGGUUCUUGUGAAUAUAAAGGAAUUGACAGUAUUACGUUGCUUUAAUUUGGUGAGUUUAGGAGAGAAAGAAGAGGAGGAUAAUUUGGGGGGCAGCAGCCUGUCAUCUCUUAGGAUGUUGACGGUAAGUGGUUGUCAAAAGAUGGAGCGUUGUUUUUGUCCACAUAGCAUUGAACGUUUGGAUAUUGGUUAUUGUCGUUCACUUACAUAUGUCUCCUUCCCAACAUCAGCAACAGGAGGAGGGCAGAAGCUUAAGUCACUUCAUAUACGUGAUUGUGUGAAUUUGAAAUCAAUCAUGCAAUUGGGUAACUUCGUUUACCUCACUGAGUUGUAUCUAAACAACUGUCAAAGUCUUGAGUCAUUUCCCGACCUCCCACUGCCUCUUCUCACCCAUUUGAAAAUAGAAAAAAUGUGAAAGCAUGGAGUCAUUUUCUGCCCUUCAGAUGGCGAGUCUCACCUUGUUAAAAGAAUUGACAAUCAAAGAUUGUCCAAGUAUUGAUGCUUCCUGUCAUGGUGGGUUAUGGCCCCCCAAUUUGUGUUUCCUUGAAUUAGGGAGGUUGAAGAAGCCCAUGUCGGAGUGGGGCCCUCAGAAUUGUCCAACUUCCCUUGUUAAGCUAUGGUUAUUUGAUGAACCCUGUGUGAGUAACUUCAGACAAUUGUCUAACCUAUUCCCUUCUUCUCUUACUGAACUUUUCAUACGAGAAUUUUAUAAACUGGAAUCGCUUUCAAUGGGACUCCAACACCUCACAUCCCUUCAACAUCUCACCAUUUCCUUCUGCCCAAAGGUGAAGGAUCUACCAGAGACGCUGUUACCUUCACUUUUGAGUUUGGAGAUCAUUAGAUGCCCAAAACUGAGAAGAAGAUGUGAAGGAAGAGGCUCCCACUACUAUCCCCUCAUCUCUCAUAUCCCAUUCGUCAACAUUUGUUAUUAAAAUACCUUCAUACGUACAAUACACAGGAUACUAACGCCUGCUUGUCAAUAUGUGUCUCCCACUGAAGCAGCAGUUUGAUGAUCAAAGAAGAGGAAGAGUGGGUACCGCCUUUCGGAAAUGAAAUUUCAUAUCCGAAAUAGAAACAGGGGAUAAAAGCCCUGACAUGGGAUCGGAACAAUCGGUAGUCCCAGAGACAGGUGUGAUCAAGGACCGUUCGAAAGUUGGCGAGGCAAUAAUCACCAGGGAUUUGGAUUUGGAUGAUGUCACUUCUGUUAACGAUCAUCAGUGAAUUAAAACAAACAAGUCAAAAUUUAGAAAUUCGAAAUGAAACGGGUCACGGGCUUGUUGAGGUGUUGAGUUAAAAAGUCUUUGCUGCAAGUUGGUGCUCUGAUACAUGUAUUCAACCUUCGCUAUACACCUUCCAUCAAUAGGUAACAAUAAGUGUAUUAAUCUGCAACGGCGGCAUAGAGAUAAUGUAUAUCAGUCAGUAGAUACAAACUACAAUCAGAGAGUGAAAGAGGCUCUUCAGGAGCAAGAAAGAGCUUCUUCAACCCAGUGAAUCCCAAAGAAGACAACACUAUUCAAAAAUGGAGAAAGCAUGGUUUUGUGAAGCUCCGAUUUUAGAGAUUUGACUUUGUUAGUAAUAGGUCAAACUCACAAAAAUAAAGAAACGAAAUAUAAAAUGAGUCUUGGCAGGAUACUUAUGCCUUCUUGUGAAUAUGAAAGAGAAUCGGGGGAUAAUGCUGAGGAAGCUGAGUCGUUAAUGAAAUGAACCAGUGAAGAGAAGUUGAAGCAGGGGAUUUGGAUGGCGUCAUCAAAAGAAGGCUCAAAGCAUGCUUGAUUCUCCUGUUUCGAUGAAUACUAUGAAGGAAUAUUGAACGGGUUAGAAUUUAGCAAUUUGAAAUGAAACGGGUCACGAGAUGUUGAGGUGUAGAGCUAAAAGUCUUUGCUGCAAGUUGGUGCUCUAAUACGUAUUCAACCAUUGGUAUCAAAAAACUAUUAGGAAUAAAUGAUGGAUGCGCGGUUCAUACUAUGCCGGUUUAAUCUGGGGGAUUGAUAUUAAACAAAGAGUCACAAGAACAAUGAGCUACACAAAACAAUAUCAUGAAAAUUGAAUGGUUAUACUGCUGCAAUAUUUUAAGAAUUUUGGGUUUUGACUUUUGAAGUUAAUCAUGCUACCUUCCGAGUUCAUGAUGGUCUUGUUGUAAUCAAUAGUAUACAUUAAACUUCGGUGUCAAACAAUGAUAUCUCUUGUCGAUUUAACUGCUUCAUACUAAUGUAGGACUUGGAAGUUAAGACAGUUUGACUUAAAAAGUCAAAUUGUUCGGUGCUUUUUUAUUGCAUUUGCA
Molecule: messenger RNA, 5477 nt
Organism: Helianthus annuus (common sunflower)
Lineage: Eukaryota; Viridiplantae; Streptophyta; Magnoliopsida; Asterales; Asteraceae
Product: putative disease resistance RPP13-like protein 1
Exons: 7
Coding region: 27-3611 (1194 amino acids)
Biological process (GO): defense response to other organism
Molecular function (GO): ADP binding
Source: RefSeq, a predicted model, not a curated record